Molecule: messenger RNA, 616 nt
Organism: Ixodes scapularis (black-legged tick)
Lineage: Eukaryota; Metazoa; Arthropoda; Arachnida; Ixodida; Ixodidae
Exons: 2
Coding region: 26-616 (196 amino acids)
Source: RefSeq, a predicted model, not a curated record
UUCGGAAGCUCAGCCGAACCCCGAGAUGGGGAGCGCUCGAUUCGCACGAGUGGCCUGGUUGCUUGUCGGCGCUGGAAUCGCGGCGCCUUCAACUGCUCCAGCGGUCGCGGCGUCCGGUAACCCAAGGAGCUCUGAGAACCUGACAUCACUCGGUCAGCCUAAAUCCACCGCCGAAUCGAGGCUGGCGAGGCAGACCCGGCUUCCCUUGUACAGUCGUCAGCUGGCCUACUAUCCGUUCGGUGCGAGCUACGGAAGUGUGUACGCAAGCCGAUUUGGCAACCAGAACGGACCUCGUUUCGGAGGUCAGUUUGGAACUGCCUUUGCGAGCCCUUUUGGAAGCCGUUUCGGAAGCCAGUUGGGAAGCCAGUUCGGAGGCCGCCUCGGCGGUCAGUUCUCCAGACCCAUCUACAGACCCGUGGGGAGUUCACUGGGAGCAUUCCUCCCGAUCCAGGGUCCGUCGUCGGCUGUGCUCAUCCCCCAGUUGGCGGUCAACUACCCGAUUGGGCUGCCCUACGUCGUUGGGAUUCCCUACCCCGUCUACAUCCCCCUCAUACCGACGGGGGGCGGCGGGGUGCUUUUUCCCGACGACGCUGGAUUUGAUGCCGCCGCAAAAUAA